AUGAAAGAAGUGAGUGACAAAUCUAAAGUAGUUGAUGGGAAACGCAAACGUGUAAUGUCUGUGAAUGGAGUGAUGUCGGUAGUAACGAAGGAGCUGUUAAGAGAAUAGAAAACUCCAGUUCCCAAGGUUUAAAAGACAGUAGUUAAAAAACAAGAAAACCACAAGAAAGUCUCGGAAAAGCAGUAAUACUAGAAUGAUAAACGAGUUAAAAUAACACAAUCAGCAUUGAGAGAGCUAAUACAAAGUCACUUUAUUGUGGUUAGUGAUAAUGAAGAAGCACUGAUCCAAAGCAGCAAAUACUUUAAGAACUCACUGGUUGGAAAUAAUUAAAAGGCAAGUUCAUCAUCAGAUUCUCAAUCGGAUUCUUCAUCAUCAUCUAGGUAUAAAUGA
Molecule: messenger RNA, 390 nt
Organism: Paramecium tetraurelia
Lineage: Eukaryota; Ciliophora; Oligohymenophorea; Peniculida; Parameciidae
Exons: 2
Source: RefSeq, a predicted model, not a curated record